CUUGAGAAUGGGGAGUUUUAGUCGGAACAUCACAGUUGCAGUUCUUAGCCUGGUGCAGUUGUUCCACUUGGCCCCGAUUUGCAACGCACAAACGGUGACGGAUUGUCUCCGGCGGGUUCCGGAGUCGUCGCGUGGAAAAAUUUGCGACAUCCGGCAGUAUCACGUUACGGCGAGAGGAGAUGAUGCCGAUCGGUACCUUAGCUGUGCCUUGGCAGCAAUCCGAUUCGUCGGAGAGGAUGGUUCGGUUCAGAGAAAUGUUCUCCUAUCGGCACUGGAUGAGGUCGAAACGCACGAUGGCGUGUAUACGGACAGCGUUGACGCUUGUCUAUCGAAAACGCGGAAGUUAACCGGGACCGAGCGUCCGGGUGCGUUUUUCGCCUGCAUGCUUGCGACGGAGUCGGCACAGAACUUCAAAGAUGCGCUGGAACUGCAGGAACUGAAGGUUGGUGGGCAGUGGACCGAAGGGGAAGCGUUUGAUGGGGCCAGGGUGCACCAGUUGGUGCAGGAAGUGAACAGAAAGCUGCAGUGUAAAUAA
Molecule: messenger RNA, 535 nt
Organism: Anopheles coustani
Lineage: Eukaryota; Metazoa; Arthropoda; Insecta; Diptera; Culicidae
Exons: 2
Coding region: 8-535 (175 amino acids)
Molecular function (GO): odorant binding
Source: RefSeq, a predicted model, not a curated record